AUGACUGCCAGAUGGGCGGACUGGGACAGCGCCGAGCGCGAAGCCUGGGACGUCUGGGAGCGAAAAGACUGGAACACAGCGAUAUUCGAAGGAGUCGACUCUGGAAACGAUGUUGACAACCUCUUCGGCGAUGCGGCAUAUGCACACGACACAUCUGAAUUUUUCGACGAUUAUUCGUUCCACGGCAGCUCCAUUCUGACUGAGCACGUUGGCGCAGAAGGCCCUUACUUCCGCUUGCUAAGGAUCAGGCCUGGACAAUUCGAGGCCGAUAUCCAUUGUGAUUUGAUAAAGCGUCCCAUCUAUGAGGCGGGUUUGGAAUACUCCGCGCUCUCUUACUCCUGGGGUCGAGACCCAAAGGCGGCCGCUAUAACCAUUGGGCCUCUCUCGCAGAGUUUCCGAAUCACAUGGCAUCUACUUGAAGCCUUGCGCCGACUGCGCAACGUAACCAGACUGGUGUACAUAUGGGUUGACGCCAUCUGCAUCAAUCAGAUGGAUCUGGAAGAAAAGGCGGCGCAAUCUUCAACCAAGCCGAAGAAGUCGUUGUGUGGCUUGGUAAAGACGUCAAGCCAAGACUCGAGUCCCUUCUAA
Messenger RNA from Cercospora beticola, 588 nucleotides. RefSeq lists its product as uncharacterized. The record is from RefSeq and is a predicted model, not a curated record. Lineage: Eukaryota; Fungi; Ascomycota; Dothideomycetes; Mycosphaerellales; Mycosphaerellaceae.